Molecule: messenger RNA, 2442 nt
Organism: Wickerhamiella sorbophila
Lineage: Eukaryota; Fungi; Ascomycota; Dipodascomycetes; Dipodascales; Trichomonascaceae
Exons: 1
Coding region: 1-2442 (813 amino acids)
Molecular function (GO): carboxypeptidase activity
Source: RefSeq, a predicted model, not a curated record
AUGGACUCACCGCCGGAUUAUGAGGCCGCAACGGGUCGCCUCCUGGCGUCUGAGGAGCGGGAAUUCAGCCCGGUCGACUCUGAACAGUUUGACAUUGAGGAGCCCGAGUUCGAGCUGCACAGCGCGCCUUCCGGUCGUGUUCGCGGGGGCGCCAGUGGGGCGGCGCGCUCGGCUGUGCUGAUAUUUAAAAACAGAAUGGUUAUUCCAGUACGUCACUUUGUCGUAGAUCCAGUUUAUCAACUGUGGAUAAAACUCGGUGCUAUCACGAGUCAGCUGGUUGGUCGGUUCAUGAAUCCACUUUUAGCAAAGCGUUUUCUCGUGUUGUUCUCCGUAGUGGGCGCUUUGGUCUUUGUGUACUGGAAGUUCGGCAACAACACGCCCGCCACCAGUUGGUUGCAGCCCGAAGUGCUGCAAGCAUCCUUUGCUACCUACGUUUCGCGAGAGUACAUGCGCCAUACAUCAAACUACCUGCAAAACAUGACCCAUGUCCCAGGCACGUCAGGGUCAACUGCCACGGCUGAGUUCUUGAAGGCCACGUGGGAAUCCUAUGGUAUUGAUGAAGUUGAAUUGAAUAUGAACAUUGUAUUUUUAACCUUCGCCAACCAGUCAUCUCUCGAACUGUUGAACGACAAAGAUGAGAUCGUCUUGACAACUGUCUUGGACGAAGAUUCGGCAUUGGAAUCUCCCUUGGUGUCGCAAAAACAACCUAAACCGCAUAUGGGACUUGGCGUGAGUGGUGACGUGAAAGGACAUCUAGUUUAUGCGAAUUACGGCACUAACGACGAUUUUACUGCACUCGAAUCAAGUGGCGUUUCCCUGAAAGGUGCCAUUGUAAUUUUCAAGCACGGAAAGACUGAUGCAUCCACUAAAAUCAUGGUGGCAGAAAAGCUUGGUGCAGUUGGUGCGCUGAUGUUUAGCGAAAAGCACCCCACUCUUGCCGCGUGGCCAGAAGGCCCUGACUACAGUGAAGGCGCUGUUCAAAGAGCUGGUAUGGGUAUCGCGGCCAUGCUUCCCGGCGAUGUACUAUCUCCAGGCUGGAAUUCGCGUAUUGGGAUGCGAGUCGAAGACUAUCACGAGUGCCGCAAUCUAAUCCAAAUUCCAGUGAUUGGUCUCUCAUGGAGGCAAGUAGCCCCUUACCUUAAUGCGCUGGUUGGACACGGCUCUCAAAUACCAGAAUGGCACAACAAUGGAUAUCCACGUGAUGUGAAUGAAUGGUGGACGGGAGAUAGCUCUUCUCCCCAGGCUCAUUUAGCUGUUGACCCUAUUGUGCUCGACAAGAAGCAGGUGUCCAACGUCAUUGGUAUGAUGCGAGGCACCGAGCAGGAAGAACUAUCAGUAGUCAUCGGAGCUCGCUACGACGAUGUCUGCUUUGGUGGUGUGGCUUUAUCUGGCAUCACCGUGCUCAACCAAGUCGCCAAGGCAUUGGCCAGUAUGCGUUACAAUACAAACUGGCGCCCUCGGCGCUCAAUUUACUUUGCAGCAUGGACAGGAACCGCAGAUAAUUUCAUUGGAUCUACCGAAUGGACUGAGGCGGUCCGAGACCAGCUAAUCAACACCAACACUCUUUACAUUGAUCUCGAUCCGGGUGCAUGGGGUCCCAAUCUUGACAUCAAGGGCCAUCCUUCAAUUGAUGUUGAAAGCAUUUUAAAAGUUAUCGAUGACCCCAAAGAUGGCAGUAAUGAAAAUCUGCUUGAUACCUGGCGGUCCACCCAUGGAACUGACAAUGUGCCUGAACUGCCUGUCCACGUGGGCAAUUAUAUGGCUCUCAGCUCUCAUGCAGCAAGCCCGUUUAUUUCUCUUGGGUUCCGUGGUGAUGUCUAUCCUGCUGAUAGUUGUUUUGACACUCAUGAGUGGCAGAACCGAUUUGGUGACAGGGAUCUGCGAUACGCGGAGGCACUGGCCAAGAUUUGCGGGUACCUGGCAAUCCAGUACUCUGACGAGCCAAUCCUUCCCUACAACUUUGAACGCUUUGGUAAUGCCAUGAAUAGCUAUCUGGACGAUGUCAAAGAUUAUGCUCACGAGCGAUUCGGAAAACUGGUUGACGACAUAGACUGGCAGGAAGCGCACAGCUACGCCAAUUCCAUCUCGCAGAACGGCAUUGAGGUCAACAAAAUUGUCAGUGACUGGCUCUCAUUGAUGCAGCACUACGACAACAAUGCGAACCAGGAGCCGCCGACCGUGGCCAUUUACCGGCAUAUGCUCAACAACCGCCUGGUGAAAGUGCACAUGCAAGGCUUCGACCGCGUGGGGCUCCCCAAACGUGAGUGGUUCAAAAACCAUAUGUUUGGGCCCCAGUUCGUGCCUCCGCAAAACCGUGCCCUCGGCGGAACGUUCCCAGGUCUCCGUGACGCAAUCGCUAGCGGUAACUUUGAAUCUGUUAUUGAACAAGCAAAGCACGUUUGGCAAGCCAUUGGCCGAACCGCAGCUACGUUCUUAGAAUAG